CUAUAAAUACCCAACACCGUCGCCGCUCACUAAACCACACCCGAACACGUAGUGCACCUGUUCCACUGAAAGAUCACCAGCAGAGCUCCACUAGCUCCAAGCCACCGAGAGAAAAUGGCCGGCUUCUCGUACACGAGCACGAGCCAUGUUGCAGUUGCACUGGUUUCGGUGCUGCUGCUGAGCCUCGCGCACGGCUCCCUGGGGGCUCAUGGAGCCAGGAGGCUCAUGGAGCUGUACAAGCCGGACCCCAGCGAGCUCCUCACUUACCACAACGGCGCCGUGCUGCAGGGCGCCAUCCCGGUCACCGUGCUCUGGUACGGCCGCUUCACGCCCGCGCAGAAGGCCGUCGUCUCCGACUUCCUCCUCUCGCUCACCGCCGCCUCCCCGGCGCCGACCCCGUCCGUCUCGCAGUGGUGGGGCACCAUCGCCCAGCUCUACCUCUCCAAGGCCAAGGGCGCCAGCGCCAACGCCAAGCGCGCGACGCAGGUGGCGCUCGCCGGGCAGGCCUCCGACGAGCGGUGCUCGCUCGGGAAGAGCCUCGCGCUGCCCCAGCUCGCGGCGCUGGCGGCCAGGGCCAGGCCCCGGAUGGGCGGCAUCGCGCUGGUGCUCACCGCGGAGGACGUGGCCGUGGAGGGCUUCUGCCGGAGCCGGUGCGGCCUGCACGGCUCCGACGCCGGGGCCCGCACCGCGUACGUGUGGGUCGGCAACUCCGCCGCGCAGUGCCCCGGGCAGUGCGCGUGGCCGUUCCACAAGCCGGCGUACGGGCCCCAGGCGCCGGCGCUGGUGCCGCCGAGCGGCGACGUCGGGAUGGACGGCAUGGUGAUGAACGUCGCCAGCAUGGUCGCCGGCGCGGUCACCAACCCCUUCGGCGACGGGUUCUACCAGGGCCCCAGGGAGGCGCCGCUGGAGGCCGCCACGGCGUGCCCGGGGGUCUACGGCAGCGGCGCGUACCCCGGCUACGCCGGGAACCUGGCGGUGGACGCCACGACCGGGGCGAGCUACAAUGCCAAUGGAGCCAACGGGAGGAAGUACCUGCUUCCCGCGCUGUUCGACCCUGACACGUCCACCUGUUCAACCUUGGUGUAAUUUACUAUGGUGCAAUCUGUAAGGAUACGUAGUAGCAGUACUGUGUACAGGAUGAUCGAUGAGAGAUGAUGCUCUGUUUUGUUUUGAAA
This is a messenger RNA of Aegilops tauschii subsp. strangulata, 1175 nucleotides long. RefSeq names its product protein PHOSPHATE-INDUCED 1. The record is from RefSeq and is a predicted model, not a curated record. NCBI's taxonomy places the organism in Eukaryota, Viridiplantae, Streptophyta, Magnoliopsida, Poales, Poaceae.